AUGUCAGCCAUAGAAAGACUGCUGACUGAGCAUGAUAACUUAAUGAAGAGCAGAAAAUACAAGUUUUAUGCAAUUCCGCUUGAUAAGAAGCCAAGGGGAUAUGCUGCUAGGUGGGAAUGCGGAAUUCCAGGACCUAAUAAUCCGUUGUAUAAUUGCUCAUACUAUACUUUGUAUAUUGACUUUCCGAAUGAUUAUCCAUUUAGUCCUCCACAAGCAACAUUCAAACACGAGGUGUACCAUCCAAAUGUAUACUCUACAAAUCAGGUCUGUCUAGAUAUCAUUGGAGACAGAUGGAAGCCAAGCAUGAAUGUGAUGAAUAUUCUAUGUGGAAUACAACAGCUUUUAGAGAUGCCUAACACUCGAAGUCCAGCAAAUAUUGAUGCAAGCAAGUGCUUCAGAACAGAUCCUGAGAAGUACGCAAUUAAUGUAAGAGAGAAUAUCAUUAAGUAUCACUCAAGACCUGAAUGGAAAGGAUUGUAA
Messenger RNA from Ordospora colligata OC4, 480 nucleotides. Its product is annotated as ubiquitin conjugating enzyme E2. The coding region runs from base 1 to 480 and encodes 159 amino acids. Gene Ontology annotation, molecular function: SUMO conjugating enzyme activity. Gene Ontology annotation, cellular component: nucleus. The record is from RefSeq and is a predicted model, not a curated record. Gene Ontology annotation, biological process: protein sumoylation. Lineage: Eukaryota; Fungi; Microsporidia; Ordosporidae. The transcript has a single exon.